AAUGUCAAACCAAGUAUGUAUUUUCAGCACUAAUCGUUUUGAAACAUUUUGAUUCAUAAAGAAUAUUGGUUUGGUACACACAACUUAAUGCAAAUACGUUACUUCGCUUCGAGAAGUGUUCUCUGACGUAAAAUAAGUACAUAACAGUGAUCAAAAGUUUCUGGUCUUGUACUAUUAUCGCAAUGUUAAAGCCAAAGGCGUUGACUCAGGUCCUAAGCCAAGCAAACACGGGAGGAGUAGAAAACACAUUGUUGCUAAACCAUCAAGGAGCUCUUUUGGCAUAUUCUGGGUACAAUGACAAAGAUGCCAGAGUUACUGCUGCCAUUGCGAGUAACGUGUGGUCUGCGUAUGAAAAGAACGGCAAAAAUGUUUUCAAAGAAGACAAAUUGCAUUUAAUAUUGGUAGAUUGUAAUAAUGGAAAAAUUGCAAUUACUCAAGUAGCUAAUUUACUGCUGUGCUUAUAUGCCAAAGAAUCUGUGGGAUUCGGAAUAUUGAAAGAGAAGAUUAAUGCUAUAGCGCAGUAUUUAGAGGGGCCUUUGAAACAAGUUGCUAACUCAUAAUAUCUUGACAUCUUUAGUCUUAAGUGUUUAUCUAUUACAAUUUUAUACAUAUACCUAUAUCAAAAAUAAAAAUGCGAGUAUCUUGACA
Molecule: messenger RNA, 648 nt
Organism: Cydia fagiglandana
Lineage: Eukaryota; Metazoa; Arthropoda; Insecta; Lepidoptera; Tortricidae
Gene: Lamtor2
Product: ragulator complex protein LAMTOR2 homolog
Exons: 2
Coding region: 183-560 (125 amino acids)
Biological process (GO): positive regulation of TOR signaling; cellular response to amino acid stimulus
Cellular component (GO): Ragulator complex
Molecular function (GO): guanyl-nucleotide exchange factor activity; molecular adaptor activity
Source: RefSeq, a predicted model, not a curated record